UUGUAAUUAGAAAUCAAAAAGAUGAGGAAAUCAUAGUGAUGAAAAAUACAAGUUCUAUUCACCACAUUAUUCAUAGGGUAUCUUGCUCUGAUGCAGGAGAGUAUGUAUGCUCUGCUAAAAAUAUGUUAACAAAUGGAGAAGGAGCACUAUCCAAACUCGUCCUGAUCGUGAGAUGUCCUCCAUGUCCGUCACCUGAUACAUUAAAAGUGACGAAUAUAACUGCUCUGCUGCAUUGUGACGUCACGUUGCAAUUUUUCGCUCAAAACUUUUUUGACGAGCACAACAAAACAGUAUUCGCAUGGUAUAAACAGAACUUGUCGUUACAAAAUGACAAGAAGUAUAUUAUAUCAUCUUAUGGAUUAAAGUCUAACUUGAUCGUCAGAAACAUUACCUACUCAGAUUAUGGACAGUACCGAGUAACUGUCGGGAAUUCAUUUGGACAGUGUGCACACUAUUAUGAAUUGCAGGACAACGCUCCUCAACAGUCAACUGAGCCUUUUACAGCCUCGACACUAUUUAGGGUCGCAGUUGGUAUAUCUAGUUUUACAGUUUUAGUGAUUAUAAUGGAAUUAUUCUUUUGGAUAUAUACCAGACGUAAACAAACACAGUAGACAAGAGACAGAAAGACAGCUGAGGUUAUCACUGAAUAUCAGGCUACUUCUGGGCAUAAUGACAAUGGUGCAGAUAAUGUGUAUGAACAAAUUGAUGAGCAAGUACUGCAAGAGGUGCAUACAUUGAGAUGCAAGGAAUCAAAACGGAUAAGGAUACAAACUGUGAAUAUAUAGAGAUGAAUAUACAAA
This is a messenger RNA of Ruditapes philippinarum (Manila clam), 800 nucleotides long. RefSeq names its product titin-like. NCBI's taxonomy places the organism in Eukaryota, Metazoa, Mollusca, Bivalvia, Venerida, Veneridae. Bases 39 to 611 code for a protein of 190 amino acids. The transcript has 5 exons. The record is from RefSeq and is a predicted model, not a curated record.